AUGGAUGUGUCGAGGGUUGGAAGUCAGACCAAUGAUCCGCAGCGUUUCUUCGAGCUUGAAGAAAGAGAUACUGUCCGGCAAUACUUGGAUACAUACUUUGACAAUAUCGAUAUUGCCGACUGCGUAUUCCUUCACCGGGCCACCACCAUUGCUGAAUGGAGUCAAGGAAAGCUUGACAAGACUUUGCUCAAAGCAAUUAGUGCUUCAGCGUUGCAGCCCACCUCUGCAGAUCAUCUGGAAAACUCAACGGCAUAUACAUGGAUGAAACAAGCCCAAAGCGAGUUAGUCAAUCAGAUGGGCGACAUGUCGGUGCCCAAACUCCAGGCCCUGAUGCUAGUCAUCAAGUUCCUCUUCUCUCUGCGAUUCACUGGGGAUGUAUGGGUUCUUCUUUCAAUUGCAUCGAGAGUCGCUUUUACGAAGCGGCUCAAUUACGAGCGGCCAGCGAUGGACCCUGUAAAACAAGAAUGUCUUCGGCGACUUAUGUGGUCUAUAUACUCGAUCGACAAACUCUUUUCAGGUGGGAUAGAAGACCUGACUGUUUGUCCAACACAAAGGAUGCAUAUCCGGUUACCGAGCAGCCAGCAUAAUUUUCAGCUAGGAUUGAGGUCCCGAGCGCCAUUUUUACGCGGCAAUGGCAAAGAUGACACCGACUUGAAUGUACUGGCCUACUUGAUGCGCUUAUAUGACAUCCGUGAUAGGAUUCUUAGAUAUACCCGGCAAGUCAUAUUAAGUGGGACCAGUCCCUACCUCAGCCGGGGACAACUACGGUCUCUAGACCUUGAACUCACAGCAUUCAAAGAGUCGCUCCCUGAUGAGUUGCAGCUCAAUGAUAACAGACUCAUGAUCAUGUGUCACUCAGAUGAAGCUCGCACAUACACAACGCUCCACACUUUGUUAUUUAGCUGUCGCUGCGACCUUCAUCGGUUCUUGAUCCCCGGUAUCCGUGAAGCAGUCUCCCCGGAAGCUGCGAGUCAAACACGGAGGGAAUACAUAGAAUAUUGUCAACAGCGAUGUCUGCAGACCGCGUUGCGUUACGUGGACAUGUGGCUCAAGGUUCGACAGAUGGAGACUAGCAGCCGAGUUGGAACGACCACGUUUGCGGUGGUCACGUAUCAGUUCACCAAAAUGAUUGAUCAUUUGGCUGCCCUCCUUCCUUUGAAUGGAGAAGCGUCUUUGGCUUCUAUAAAGCAAAAGCUAACUGAUAUUCUACUCAUCGUGUCGCAAAGCCGAACCGCGUUCGGAUGGGUCACAUCUUGUAUUGCCGACAUCGACGACCUCAUUCCACGCCUGGGUAUGCGAACCCGCUCUCCAGGAUCUUCUGCGCCUCCAGGAACGAUUCGACUUCAGGAAAGGUUGCAUCGACGCUCCAAGCAUGCAUUUGCUCCAGAAGAGGAAGAAGAGGAAGAUCCAGCCAUCAAUCCUCCUGAAUCUGGCGGAGAUAGACUACCCGAGGAAGUCAUUGACCCACCGCCUUUCGUAAAUACUACAGGAGAGGGCAUCUGGUCUUUUUCCCUGCCCAAUGAGGAACAAAAUUUCGCGGUGUUAACAUUUGACCCAUUCUCGUCACUUGAAUAUCCAAUAAUGAAUCAUGAUCUAAUUGGAUCGUCAGAUGUGGGGUUUGGGGAACAAGACAUAGGGUUUCCCUUAGAUCCGUUUGAUCUACAACUGAACGCUUAUACUGAUGCGAAUGUGCCUAACUAUUGA
Messenger RNA from Fusarium sp. VM40, 1704 nucleotides. The record is from the annotation of a GenBank genome assembly. NCBI's taxonomy places the organism in Eukaryota, Fungi, Ascomycota, Sordariomycetes, Hypocreales, Nectriaceae.